GGAUCACGUCAAGUCCUUGGAUAAUUGCGAUUGUGAGGGCUGCACAGGUGGCUUUGGGUCAAUAUUUCGUGGCACCUGCUGCUAUCAGACGACAACAAAAAUACAGGAGACGUUGGUGAUACUGGUACUGGCUGCAUUAUGAGAACUGCUUGAGUCAGACCUUCUUACUGUCAUCUAGCAAUGUUAUUCUCUGACUCCGUUGAUUAUAAUUCUCAUCGAUAAACAUCAUACGUACCUCAUCCUUUAUCAGAGUUUAAAUACCCAGACCCCUUCCAAUAAAGCAUUUAAUAUUGUUUACGGUUUCCAUAAACCAACGAUUUCCAGAUAUACCUGCUGAAGCCAUGUGCAGAUUUCUGGUCUACACAGGGCGGGAUGAGAUACUUCUGUCAAAAUUAAUUCUUGAUCCGGCCCAUUCGAUCCUCACCCAGUCUUUUGAUUGCCGACUGAGGCUUGAUCACCGGAGGCCUCACAAUGGCGACGGCUUUGGGGUGGGAUACUACACUCAACCAGCCCUAGGUUCUGAACCAUGCAUUUUCACCUCGACAAUACCCGCAUGGAAUUGUCUGAAUCUCGAGCGUCUGGCCUCCAAGACGACGUCAUCGUUGAUCUUUGCGCAUGUUCGCGCCACGACGGAGGGCAACCUAUCCGACCAAAACUGCCAUCCCUUCCGGUACGGCUCGCUGAUGUUCAUGCAUAAUGGCGGCAUUGGGGGCUGGCGGCAUAUCAAACGGAAGCUCGCCGAAUCCGUGGGAGACGACUGGUACAAUUGCGUGCAGGGCUCGACGGACAGCGAGUGGGCGUUUGCCGUGCUGCUCGACAGCAUGGAUAGGAUGGGAUACAGCCCCAAUGUGGAGCCGGGUCCGGAGGGGUACGGUCACACCGUGCUCCGAAAGGCGGUCUUGCGAACGAUUCAGCGGAUCAACGAGAUGACAGCCCAAGUCGAGGGCGAUGACACUCGGAGCCUGCUGAACUUUGCUAUUACCGAUGGGCAUAGCGUGGUCUGCUCUCGCUAUGUGAGCAGUGGGACUGACGAGGCCGCAAGCUUAUUCUUCUCAUCCGGCACGAGUUGGAAGCGCCAACAAAGCCAAGAGUUUCCUGAUGGAGAAAAGGGCGAUUACAAAAUGGAGCGAAGAGAUAAAGGCGGCGAUAUCGUGCUUGUUGCAAGUGAGCCUCUCACUUUCGAAAGAGACAAUUGGGUCACGGUUCCAACCAAUUCGACCCUGACCAUACACAAACAGACUGUGAUGAUCCAUCCGAUCAUUGACGAAUUCUACAAUCAGAACCCAUCACAUGCGAGGUCACAUCAGUUCGCCCAAACGAAAGGGCAGACAAUCGCCGAUAAGGAUAUCGUGAGCGAGCAAAAUGGACAGCCGGAUCGUGCAAUGGCGGAACCUCAAGACAUUCGUGUGGCGUGA
This is a messenger RNA of Eremomyces bilateralis CBS 781.70, 1415 nucleotides long. Its product is annotated as N-terminal nucleophile aminohydrolase. NCBI's taxonomy places the organism in Eukaryota, Fungi, Ascomycota, Dothideomycetes, Eremomycetales, Eremomycetaceae. The transcript has 4 exons. The coding region runs from base 342 to 1415 and encodes 357 amino acids. The record is from RefSeq and is a predicted model, not a curated record.